This is a messenger RNA of Xyrauchen texanus (razorback sucker), 2339 nucleotides long. It is a transcript of the gene dus3l, whose product is annotated as dihydrouridine synthase 3-like (S. cerevisiae). Gene Ontology annotation, biological process: tRNA processing. NCBI's taxonomy places the organism in Eukaryota, Metazoa, Chordata, Actinopteri, Cypriniformes, Catostomidae. Gene Ontology annotation, molecular function: metal ion binding; RNA binding; flavin adenine dinucleotide binding. The record is from RefSeq and is a predicted model, not a curated record.
GCCGGACUCAUUGAAGUGUUGCGCGGCUGCAGUUUGCAUGUGCAGAGAGAAACUUCAGCAGUAGGUUUGUGCGUUCCACCGUCAUUAUGGAUUCUGCUGUGGAGGCUGAGAAAGGAUGUGCAUCUAUUAAAGAACAGUUCCUCACCACUAAAGAGAAGUUCCAUGAGUUUCUGGAGUCGGGCUGGCAGCGUCAGAAGGGUGGUGAGGUGGACAGAGACACAGAGGAGCCGUCAGGAGAACCGGAGCAGAAGAGGAUGAAGCUGGACACUGAUGAUCUGCAAGAUGGAGACAGAAAAGAGAAGAAGAGAAUGAGAGGACAGAAUAAAUCCAGGCCGCACAUGAAACCUAACAGUUAUGAGGACAGAAGACUGUGCCCAUCCAUCAGUCAGGAGCGAGAAACCAAAUGCGUUUACGGUGAUAAAUGUCGCUUCAUCCACGACGUGGCGGAGUACAUGUCCACUAAAGCCCAAGACCUGGGUGAACAGUGUUACCUGUACAACACCUUUGGCAAGUGUCAUUACGGAGUGACGUGCCGGUUUGCUAAAGCUCAUGUGAGUCCAGAGUUCAAGAAUCUAGUCAAUGAAGAUCUUCAUAAAAGCUUCACUGACAGAGUGAUGGUCAGAAACCACCUGGAUAAAGAGCUGCAGAAACGCCUGCGGAAGAAACAGGUAUGUUUUAAGGGCACAGAUGCGUACCUGAAGACCAUCAACAAAGGAAAGAAACCGGACAACAAGAGCAGAGAUGAGUGUCGAGAUGUGAAAGCAGAAGAAACUCAGAGCUGCUCUGGAGAUCCUUCUACUGGUCAAGAAACACAGAACUGUGCAGUUCCUCCUGUGAAGACUAUGGGGCCGAUAACCGAUGCUGACAUCAUCAAACUGCGACCAUGUGAAAAGAAGCAGGUGGAUUUCAGAGACAAACUCUAUCUGGCUCCUCUUACCACGUGUGGUAAUCUUCCGUUCCGGCGCGUGUGUAAGCGGUUUGGCGCAGAUAUCACGUGUGGCGAAAUGGCCAUGUGCACGAAUCUCCUGCAGGGUCAGUCGUCAGAGUGGGCGCUUCUCAAGAGACACGAGAGUGAAGAUCUGUUCGGCGUUCAGUUGGAAGGUUGUUUUCCCGACACUAUGACCAGGUGUGCCGAGCUGCUCAAUCAAAACAUUGAUGUUGAUUUUGUUGAUAUAAAUUCCGGAUGCCCCAUUGAUCUUGUUUACAAGAAGGGUGGUGGAUGUGGCCUGAUGACACGAACCAACAAAUUUGAGCAGAUAGUGAGAGGAAUGAAUUCAGUGCUGGACAUUCCUUUAACCGUUAAGAUCCGUACAGGAGUUCAGCAGAACUCUAAUAUCGCUCACAAACUGAUUCCAGAACUGAAGAAAUGGGGCGUGUCCCUCAUUACGCUGCACGGCAGAUCGCGUGAACAGCGCUACACAAAGCUGGCCGACUGGGACUACAUCAACACCUGCUCAAAACUCGCCACUCCAGUACCGCUGUUCGGUAAUGGGGACAUUCUGUCUUAUGAAGACGCCAUGAAGGCCAGAGAGACGGGAGUAUCAGGAAUCAUGCUGGCCAGAGGUGCUCUGAUCAAGCCAUGGCUCUUUACUGAGAUUAAGGAGAGCAGACACUGGGACAUCUCCUCCGGCGAGCGUUUGGACAUCCUCCGAGACUUCACCAACAACGGCCUCGAGCACUGGGGCUCCGACACACAGGGUGUGGAAAAGACACGCAACUUCAUGUUGGAGUGGCUCUCCUUCCUGUGCAGGUAUAUUCCGGUGGGUUUGUUGGAGAGAGCACGCAGAAGAUCAACGAGCCCGCCGUUCUACAUGGGUCGAGAUUACUUGGAGUCUCUGAUGGCCAGUCAACAUGUGGCUGACUGGAUUAAAAUCAGUGAAAUGCUGUUGGGACCGGUGCCCAAAACCUUCAGUUUUCUGCCCAAACACAAAGCCAACUCUUAUAAAUGACCAGCGACUGCAAUGUGACCUUUUAUUCAUAUAAACCUAUUUUGAAGAUGGAUUAUUUGUUCAUUUCCACACAAAAGACAUUUGUUAACGUUCAGGGUUGUUUUAUUUUUAACAAAUGUACUAAAGUUAAAGACUGAAUAGGUGUGUGUGUGUGAUGCAGAAUGAUUUAAAAUGAUUUGGCAGCACUGACCAGUGAAAUAAAACUUCAUGGUGUAUUACCAGCGUUGAUGACUCCAUGAUAAUCCCAAAAGCAGACCGAAAUCUCUUUUGAAACAUUGAUCAAUAAAGAAUGUAAAUAAAGUGAGAUACACAUGACUGCAGUUUACAUGUAUCCAUCAUUGCAGACGUCUGAUGAAAGAGACAAUGUGUCGUUAUUAAAGACAGAAUUGA